Messenger RNA from Asterias rubens (European starfish), 2930 nucleotides. RefSeq names its product thyrotropin-releasing hormone receptor-like. Bases 1359 to 2501 code for a protein of 380 amino acids. Gene Ontology annotation, molecular function: G protein-coupled receptor activity. The record is from RefSeq and is a predicted model, not a curated record. Gene Ontology annotation, biological process: G protein-coupled receptor signaling pathway. Lineage: Eukaryota; Metazoa; Echinodermata; Asteroidea; Forcipulatida; Asteriidae. Gene Ontology annotation, cellular component: plasma membrane. The transcript has a single exon.
CGGUGGUACGGUCUAGUCACUGAUCACAUACAGCACGGCCCAGGUUUUUCUGCACAGCUGAAUCUCAACUGAAACUAUCGUUACUGUGUUAUUCAGUUGCAUCGACAGUGACCCAUCAUGUGUGAAGACUAGCAGAAGAACUAUUAUAAAACGUGGAGUAUAGUUCUGGCGUUUAUAGCAGACGACUGGAGAAGCAAUGACUACAGUGUCCGGUCCGUUUUCCCGCCAAUCAAGCAGCAGGGAGGACACCUAAACUAUUAACGGGACGCACUCACCUGGAAACUGAUGCUCCUAUUUUGAAGACCAGAAUUGCCUUGACGGCAAUUACAUGAUACGAGAGACCGGUCAUGGUUACAGUGUAGUCAUUGAUCGUAGUCGCUUGUUUUAUUACCUGGUCGAUAUUAACUCAAAACAAAGAACUCAGUCUUCAUUACGAGCAUGGGGACAUCGUAUGUCUUUUAUGCGCGUGUUUUCAACAUUAAGAUUUGUUGAGUUCCUUCGCAACCUUGUUCUGUUUUGUUGUUUUUGGAGCAACUCCUCUUACAGUUUGUGUAUUUCCGAUUGAACUUGGCCACAAAAGCCGAAGUAACUGAUUUCCCGAUACCUCAUCGGUUAUUCGCGCAUCGGGGGACUUUCAAGAAAAUCCAGGAGCAGCAGUAAGAGGUAAAUGCAUCUUAUUAUAAACCUAGACCAGUGCCUGAGGUGUGUCACACUGCAACGUGGGGUAUAAAUAAAGCAACUGCGGCCCGGAACGGAUGACUGUUGAGCGCAUUGCUGGUGAGUCAGUCACAACGUCUUCCCCCAACAACUUGAUCAACAAAAACUACGCCUAAAGUUCAUACACAGUUGGGAGUGAGUUCAUGGUACGCCUAUAGAGCCUGCUGAUCUACUACGAUUUCAUAUGUACACCUGAGUGAACAAUAAUAAAACUCAUAAUAUCAACUGUACUUGUUGAUGAGCGAUUUCACUCUUCGAUAUGAUCCAGAUAAUAAAGUAAGUUCUGUACUCUAUCUUGCAAACACAUUGUUAUUGUACAGUCGAGGGUUGUAUAUGUGUUACCAAAGAGCAAUGCACAUUGCAAGAGUAUAUUUACCCAUGGUGUGAUGAAGUUCAUGAUUGCCAGAUUCUCUUGAAGUCAAAUGACAGUUUGAAUUAACACUAAAUUGAUCCAAUGAGCGAUCACUGCCUUAGAAAGUCACCAAGUACUACCCAUCCUUAAUUGACUUUUCUCUUCAAUUAUCUUCAAUAUUUCCUGCUAGCUGUGACAUAGCAUCCCCAGUGUGUGUACGUGCUGCGGUGUGCGUUUUUAUAGGACGACCGACUCAAUUGAAAGUUCAGAGACAUUAACUUCAUCUAAGAUGGCUACUGCGGACUCUACCAUAAGCGAGUCGUAUCAAGAGCCGAUGAACUCUUCUUUCAUGGAGAAUUUGGAACGUUUCCUUGAAGAGCCAUUACUCCAGCAAUAUGACAAUAUGGAAAUUGUCAUUGUCACUCUUGUCAUGCCGUGUAUCCUUAUCCUCGGAUUGGUGACAAAUAUGACAUUUCUGUAUGUCGUCUACCGCGUGUCGUGGAUGAGGACCAAUGUCAAUGCCUACCUAUUCCACCUAGCCAUUGCUGAUAUCUUAUUUCUUGUCGUUGGGGUUGGGGACAAGUUAUGGCAAUAUGGCCGUACACCGUUCCUCCAUGAUCAGAUGUUUCGUGGGACCGUUGGGUGUGUGUUAGUGGAUCUGUGUGCUGAUUCAGCUUACUUUACCGGUCUAUUCCUAGUCACUUUAGUGUCCUUUCAUCGCUUCAAUGCCGUCUGCCGUCCACACUCCGGUACCCAUCAGACUAGGGGGACCACCAAGCGAUGGAUCGCUAGUGCAUGGUUGCUUGGAAUCUUACUGUCAAGUUCACUCAUCCCAAGUUACUGCAUCAUGGAACUACAAGUACUUAUCGACUGGCCUGACAUGCCAUUGUACCGUGAUUUUCCUGAAGUGAUCGGCAUGUGUAAACCUAUCAAAGAAUGGAUGACUUACGUGGCCAACCUGGUCCAAACUGUGCCUUUUUUCGUUGCCAUGACAAUGAAUAUCCUCCUGUACGUGAGAAUUGUUAUGUCACUCAAUCACAUCGUGGAGAAAGGCAGCGAGUAUGGAUGCAAGGAUGUGAACGAACGAAUAAGGAACAGGGUUACCAAGAUGCUUGUGGCCAAUGGAUGCGUUUUCUUCUUUUGUCUAUUCCCAUUUGAACUCGCUUCUCUGCUCCUGUUUACAGGUAGCAAUAUCGACGUUGUUUGGCUUCAUGUAUUCAGGACGCUUCUGUAUACGAAUUCUGCCGUGAAUCCCAUCAUCUAUGGGGUUACGAACUCUAAGUAUCGGCAAGCAGUGCAAGUUGCUUGCUCGUGUUGGAAAAGAUCCCGGGACUUAGUGAGGUACGAGUUGAGCAUACCAUUAAGCCGAAUGAAGGACAAUACGGCGGUGACUGUCGCCAAUUGUAGAGUGCGUGGGGAUCGUGACUCAUAAACGUAAUUAAUGUUCAAGCUGUUUGGGACGUUUAUAGCGAGGUGGUUAUAUGGUGUUAGUUUCUAGAAAUGUGUCAAAGUGACUGAAUUGGUUUUAAACACAUCCCAUGUGAUGACUGAAGUUGUUUAUUUACCCUGUAGACAAUAUCGCAAUCUCACAAAACGCUUUACGAAACGGUUCACAUAGAACAUGCUACCAUUGAUACCAAAUUUGAUAUCAUGAAUGCAAACUAACGUACUAGAACAAACGAUUUAUAGUCACGGUUAUACAUGAGAAUAGGAGUCUAUAACUUUAUGUUUUAUGAGUUGAUGGUAUUGUAGUUAUUUAUUCAACGUAAAUCCACGAACUGACCAUGUACGAAGUAACUUGGGUACGAAGUGACUUGGGUACGAAGUGUCUUGGGUACGAAGUGGCUUGGGUACGAAGUAA